UGCACAUCUAUUGCCCAGAUCAUCACUAUUUUUAAUAAAUAAUCUAUAAAGUCAACGAACAUCUACAGCAUAUUGUAAACAUCCAUCGCGCAUCAGAGAAUGAUGACGUCAUUGGAAAAUACCCAACCCCCAGAGGGGCAGACACGCCUCGUCAGGCAUUUCCAGGGGCAAUCUAUCGAUGAACACUCCCAUGGAUGGUCCAACCUCUGGGACACCGAUAACAGUGACCUCUGGGAUCGAGGAAAACCUUCACCGGCUUUGAUUGACCUCAUCGAAGAGAGGAGCGAUCUAUUCCAUCCUACAGCUGAAAGUGGAAACCGGAAAAAAGCUCUAGUCCCAGGUUGCGGGAAAGGAUACGACGUUGUGAUGCUCGCCUUGCACGGGUUCGAUGUCUACGGCCUUGAGGUCUCCGAGACUGGUGUAUCUGUUGCAAAGGAGUACGCUAGAAACGAGCUUAUACACCCGCAGGAGUAUAACUUUGGGUCCUCCGCGCAGAGGCAAGACCGUGGCGAGGUGGUGUUUAUCCAAGGUGACUUUUUCAAGUCGGAUUGGGAUGCUGGGAUCAAGUUUGAUCUUAUUUAUGAUUAUACCUUCCUAUGCGCCAUUCACCCGACCAUGCGCCCUCAGUGGGCAUCACGGAUGGCUGACCUCCUCGCCCCGACCGGUCAGUUAGUCUGCCUCGAGUUUCCCAUGUGGAAGGAUCCCAAACUCCCCGGUCCACCGUGGGGAUUGGAUGGUGUUCACUGGAAUCUACUCGUGGAGGGGGGUGAUGGAAUCGUUGGGGAUGAGGCUGUGAAGGAUUCGAAAGGGGGAUUCACGCGGUCGCUGUAUGUGAAGCCGGCGCGGUCGUAUGUGAGUGGAAGGGGGGUUGAUAUGUUGAGUGUUUAUGUUAAGAAGGCCUGAUUAUUUUUGUAUGUAUUUACUAUCAGAUGGUGGAAUGUAGUGUUAAUGGAAGCUUGUCGUGC
Molecule: messenger RNA, 965 nt
Organism: Aspergillus wentii DTO 134E9
Lineage: Eukaryota; Fungi; Ascomycota; Eurotiomycetes; Eurotiales; Aspergillaceae
Exons: 4
Coding region: 100-903 (267 amino acids)
Molecular function (GO): S-adenosylmethionine-dependent methyltransferase activity
Source: RefSeq, a predicted model, not a curated record